CGGGCGCAGCGUGAGCCGGCGGGGCGGGGCUUUUACGCCAGGCCGGAAAGCAGUGCGGUCGCCGCGACCGUUGCCGCUCUGACUAGCCAUGGGGAAGAUCGGGCUGCAGUUCAAGGCUACUCUGGAGAACGUGACGCACCUGCGGCCCGUGGGUGACGACUUCCGCUGGUACCUUAAGAUGAAAUGCGGCAACUGCGGGGAAGUGUCGGAGAAGUGGCAGUACCUGCGGCUGAUGGACAGUGUUCCCCUGAAGGGCGGCCGGGGCUCUGCGACCAUGGUGCAGAAAUGCAAGCUCUGCUCCCGCGACAAUUCCAUCGACAUUCUGAGCGGCAGCAUCAAGCCUUACAACGCUGAAGACAGUGAGAAGUUCAAGACGAUCGUGGAGUUUGAGUGUCGGGGCCUGGAGCCGGUGGAUUUCCAACCCCAAGCAGGCUUUGCGGCCGAGGGUGCAGAGACCGGGACCACCUUCAGUGACAUCAAUCUGCUUGAAAAGGACUGGACGGACUACGACGAGAAAGCCCAGGAGUCGGUGGGAAUCUACGAGGUCACCCACCAGUUCGUGAAGUGCUGAGGAGCCGCCCGCGCCCCGACGAGCGCCAGACCCAGAUCAGGAAACUGAGGCCCAGCAGAAGUGUCCGAGGGCGGAGCUGGGAUGUAGACCGAGGCCGGGGGUUCCCGGCUGCCUUUCUGUACACUCUACCUUGUCGGCACCUUUUUUUUUUUUUUUUUUUUUUUUUUUUU
Molecule: messenger RNA, 741 nt
Organism: Sarcophilus harrisii (Tasmanian devil)
Lineage: Eukaryota; Metazoa; Chordata; Mammalia; Dasyuromorphia; Dasyuridae
Gene: CZIB
Product: CXXC motif containing zinc binding protein
Exons: 9
Coding region: 89-571 (160 amino acids)
Molecular function (GO): zinc ion binding
Source: RefSeq, a predicted model, not a curated record